Molecule: messenger RNA, 3657 nt
Organism: Penicillium longicatenatum
Lineage: Eukaryota; Fungi; Ascomycota; Eurotiomycetes; Eurotiales; Aspergillaceae
Product: class I myosin myoA
Exons: 5
Coding region: 1-3657 (1218 amino acids)
Biological process (GO): endocytosis; vesicle transport along actin filament; actin filament organization
Cellular component (GO): cell tip; vesicle; plasma membrane
Molecular function (GO): microfilament motor activity; ATP binding; actin filament binding
Source: RefSeq, a predicted model, not a curated record
AUGGGUCAAUCACGACGCCCGCAAGGCGGGGAAAAGAAGAGUCGGUUUGGCCGCUCUAAAGGAGCCGCCGAUAUUGGCGAUGGCCGCCAAUCCGGCAAGCCGCAGGUCAAAAAGGCCACCUUUGAGACUUCUAAGAAGAAGGAGAUCGGAGUUUCGGACUUGACACUGUUGAGCAAGAUCUCCAAUGAGGCGAUCAACGAUAACCUGAAAAUGCGAUUCGAGCAUGGCGAGAUUUAUACCUAUAUCGGCCACGUCUUGGUCUCGGUCAAUCCGUUCCAAGAUCUGGGUAUUUACACCGAUAAAGUGCUCGAUUCCUACCGCGGCAAGAACCGUCUCGAAGUUCCCCCCCACGUAUUCGGAGUCGCGGAGUCGGCGUACUACAACAUGAAGUCCUACAAGGACAACCAAUGUGUUAUUAUUUCGGGAGAGUCAGGUGCUGGAAAGACCGAGGCCGCUAAGCGGAUCAUGCAAUAUAUCGCCAGCGUCUCCGGAGGCGGCGACUCGUCAAUUCAGCAGACAAAGGACAUGGUGCUAGCAACGAACCCUCUGCUGGAGUCGUUCGGCAAUGCGAAAACCUUGCGCAACAACAACUCAUCUCGUUUUGGUAAAUACCUCGAACUCGAGUUCAAUGCCAACGGCGAGCCUGUCGGAGCCAACAUUACAAACUACUUGCUGGAGAAAUCGCGAGUAGUUGGUCAGAUCGCCAACGAACGAAACUUCCACAUUUUCUACCAAUUCACCAAGGGCGCACCUCAAAAGUACCGAGAUAGCUUCGGUAUCCAGCAGCCGCAAUCCUACCUCUACACGAGCCGAUCGAAGUGUUUCGAUGUCGCGGGAAUCGACGAUUUGGCUGAGUUCAAGGACACAUUGGAUGCGAUGCAGAUGAUUGGCAUGAGUGAGGCGGAGCAGGACAAUGUUUUCCGCAUGCUAGCGGCGAUUUUGUGGAUUGGCAACGUUCAAUUCACUGAAGAUGACUCCGGCAAUGCAUCUAUCACGGAUCAGUCCGUGGUAGACUUUGUCGCAUAUCUUAUGGAGGUCGAUGCUGCACAAGUGAACAAGGCUUUGACUAUUCGUCUGAUGGAGACCGCGCGCGGAGGCCGCAGAGGUUCUGUCUACGAAGUUCCGCUUAACACCGUGCAAGCGAUGGCUGUUCGGGAUGCUUUGGCAAAGGCGAUUUACUUCAAUCUCUUUGACUGGAUUGUGGCUCGUGUGAACCAGUCUUUGACUGCUCGUGGGUCGGUGACCAACUCCAUUGGUAUUCUGGAUAUUUACGGAUUCGAGAUUUUCGAGAAGAACUCAUUCGAACAGCUCUGCAUUAAUUAUGUCAAUGAGAAGCUGCAGCAAAUUUUCAUCCAGUUGACCCUGAAAGCAGAGCAAGACGAAUAUGCUCGCGAAGAGAUUAAGUGGACCCCCAUCAAGUACUUUGAUAAUAAGGUGGUGUGUUCUUUGAUCGAGGAUAAGCGACCUCCUGGUGUCUUCGCUGCGCUGAAUGAUGCCUGCGCAACGGCCCACGCCGAUUCCGGUGCUGCAGAUAACACAUUCGUUGGUCGUUUGAACUUCCUUUCUCAGAACCCCAACUUUGAGGGUCGCCAAGGCCAGUUCAUUAUCAAGCAUUACGCUGGUGAUGUGAGCUACGCCGUUGAGGGCAUGACCGACAAGAACAAGGACCAGUUGUUGAAGGAUCUUCUGAAUCUGGCUGGAUCUAGCAGCAACCAGUUUGUCCACGACCUCUUCCCGAACCAGGUGAACCAGGAUGACAAGCGUCGCCCUCCUACCGCAGGUGACAAGAUCAAGGCCUCGGCCAACGACCUUGUUGCUACGCUGAUGAAGGCGCAGCCCUCUUAUAUCCGAACUAUUAAACCAAACGACAACAAGGCCCCAAAGGAAUACAAUGUCGGCAAUGUGCUGCAUCAAAUUAAAUAUCUUGGUCUCCAGGAGAACGUGCGCAUUCGCCGCGCUGGUUUUGCCUACCGUCAGACUUUUGACAAAUUUGUCGAGCGAUUUUACCUGUUGUCUCCCAAAACAUCAUACGCUGGUGACUACACAUGGACAGGUGAUGCGGAAUCCGGUGCGAAGCAGAUCUUGAAGGAUACCAGUAUCCCUGCAGAGGAGUACCAGAUGGGUAUCUCGAAGGUAUUUGUGAAGACACCCGAGACCCUCUUUGCCCUCGAAGCCAUGCGUGAUCGCUACUGGCACAACAUGGCCAUUCGCAUCCAGCGUGCUUGGCGUAACUACCUUCGCUACCGUAUCGAGUGCGCCAUCCGUAUUCAACGGUUCUGGCGCCGUAUGACUGGUGGCUUAGAGUUCAUCAAAGUACGUGACCAGGGACAUAAGAUUCUCCAAGGUCGCAAGGAGCGCCGAAGAAUGAGUCUUCUUGGCUCUCGUCGCUUCCUUGGCGACUACCUUGGUGUCGGUAACAACGGUGGCCCUGGUGAGAUGAUCCGCAGCGGUGGCAACAUCAACAGCUCAGAAGAGGUCCUCUUCUCUUGCCGAGGAGAAGUACUUGUGUCCAAAUUUGGUCGCUCUAGUAAACCAGCUCCUCGCAUUAUUGUGUUGACAAAUCGACACGUGUACAUUGUGGCCCAGGGCAUCGUCAACAACCAGCUUGUUAUUUCGUCUGAACGCACUGUUCCAAUUGGGGCCAUCAAAGCGGUCAGCACCUCCAACCUGAAGGAUGACUGGUUCUCCCUGGUGAUUGGGGCUCAAGAGCCAGACCCAUUGGUGAACUGUGUUUUCAAAACAGAGUUCUUCACUCACCUGAACACUGCUUUGCGCGGAUCCCUGAAUCUUAAGAUUGGGGAGAGCAUUGAAUACAACAAGAAGCCUGGCAAGUUGGCUAUGGUUAAGACCGUUAAAGACCCCGGGUCUAGCAAUAUCGACAGCUACAAGAGUAGCACGAUCCACACCACUGCGGGUGAGCCAGCCAAUUCUGUAUCCAAGCCUACCCCUCGGCCGAAGCCUGUUGCUGCUCGGCCAGUCACUAAGGGCAAACUUCUCCGUCCUGGUGGCCCCGGAGGUGGUCAAUCAAAGCUUUCUGCUGCUGCACGUAGACCUGCACCUGCUGCACAGCCUUUGCCUCAAUCAACACCCAGACCCACCCCUGCUGCUGCGCCAGCAGAACAAGCCCGUGUUGUCCCAGUCCCGGUCCCAGUCCCUCAGCCCGUUGCUGCGACUCGGGCUUCGCAUUCUCACACCUCGUCUACGGGCUCUGCAAGAGCUCCUCCCCCACCCCCUCCAACCGCACCCCCUGCCUCGAAGAAACCCACCGCGAAGGUCUUGUACGACUUUAACAGCGACCGUGCAAAUGAAUUGUCUAUCAAGACUGGCGAUAUUGUGGAGAUUGUAUCAAAGGAAGGAAAUGUCGCCCCUCGCGCAACCCCCAGCCCCGUUCCGAACGGAGCCGUGGCCGCUGCGAAGAGCAAACCCGCUCCACCCGCUCCCCCUGCCAAGCGACCCAACAUGGCAGGUCGGAAACCCGCUCCUCCCCCCGCUCCCCGUGACAGUGCCGUAAGCAUGAAUUCAGGCGACUCGUCCGGUGCAAGUGGCCGCGGUACACCGAAUAGCACCUCCAACGCCAGUCUGGCUGGUGGUCUAGCCGAGGCACUGCGUGCUCGACAGAAUGCUAUGCAGGGUAAGCAGGAUGAUGACGACUGGUAG